AUGCAUAUAUGGCUGCAGAACACUUCUAAUAGCGAAGGAACAUACCGGUAUCCUCUCUUUGCUGACUAGCCACUGCAAUAGUGAGAAACUACAACUCCCUACAGCCUCCUCGGCAUCAUCCAUGCGCCGCAGUCAAUCAGCUGUUGAGGCAACUGCUGACUAUCUCGGCACAAGGGUAGCUCGUUUGUCAUAUCUAAACCCAGACGAGGCAAACAGAAAUAUCUUUAUUUACAGAGUCCCCACAAGGUGAACGAUAAAGCUCAGCAAACCAUGCAGGAUGAUUUACUGAUGGACAAAAACAAAGCCCAGCCUCAUCAUCAGCAAGAUCCGACGCAAGCAGACCCUCCUCCCUCCACCCCGACCCCGUCAUCGGAACCCACUUCUUCUUCAUCGGAGUCGGAGAGCCCGUCAGCCGGGAGCAACCAAGCGGCUUCAGCGCUGAACAGCAGCAGCAAGGACAAAGUGCCGAUGGAGUCGCCGAUCCUGCCCGGGUUGAGCUUCCACCACCAGCCGCAGGAGACCAGCGGUCCCCUGUCCUCCCCUUCCUCUUCGUUUGGGAGCACUUGGUCCACGGGGUCCACAAACGCCGUGGACGAUAGCUUUUUCCAGGGAAUACCCUCGGUGAACGGGACGAUGCUUUUCCAGAACUUCCCCCACCACGUCAACCCGGUCUUCGGGGGUAAUUUCUCCCCGCAGAUGGGUCUGGCUCCCCAGUCCCAACAGCAUCAACAGCAAGCCCAGCAGCAGCAGCAGCAGCAGCAGCAGCAGAGGAGAUCCCCUGUCAGCCCUAACCAAGGCCCCUUCCCCCAGAGAAACGCUUAUCAGACCAUCAUGAAUAACAGCAAGGGGUCGUCGUCGUCUUCUUCUGCCCCGUCGUCCGCUUGGAAUAAUCACCAAAACGCCGCAUGGAACACAGCCUCCAACCCCUGGAGCGGGCUGCAAGCAGGCAGGGACCCGCGCAGAGCGGUGGGCGUCGGGGUCGGAGUCGGCGUCGGGGUGCCGUCCCCCCUGAACCCUAUCUCCCCAAUGAAAAAGCCCUAUAGCAGCAAUGUUAUAGCACCCCCUAAAUUCCCAAGACCUGGUCCCCUCACCCCCAAGCCGUGGAUGGAGGACAGCGCCUUCAGGACUGACAACAGCAACAACAUACUGCCUUUCCAGGACCGGAAUCGGCCCUUUGAUGCUUUUAGCUUGCACUCUUUGGAGAAUUCCUUAAUGGAUAUGAUAAGGACUGACCAUGACAAAGGUAAACCACACCCUGCCGGUGGCCCACCAAUGACUAUCGCUGAUAUUAUAUGGAGGAAUCAUUUUGCAGGACGUAUGGGUCUCAACUUUCAUCAUCCUGGAGCAGACCAUAUAAUGCCAUUGAAUACCCGGAGCUAUGGCCGCAGAAGAGGUCGCUCCUGUCUGUUUCCCUUUGAAGAUGGUUUCCUCGACGAUGGCCAUGGCGACCCCUCCUUGACCCCUGGCCUGAACUCGCCAACCCGCUGUCAGAACGGAGAGAGGAUGGAGCGCUACUCCAGGAAGGUCUUUGUCGGAGGCCUCCCCCCUGACAUAGAUGAAGAUGAAAUCACCAACAGUUUCCGUCGCUAUGGGCACCUGGUGGUAGACUGGCCCCACAAAGCUGAGAGCAAAUCCUACUUCCCACCGAAAGGCUACGCCUUCUUGCUCUUCCAGGAAGAGACUUCUGUUCAGGCCUUGAUCGACGCCUGCAUCGAGGAGGAUGGCAAGCUCUACCUGUGUGUAUCCAGUCCCACCAUCAAAGACAAACCGGUCCAGAUCCGUCCCUGGAAUCUGAGCGACAGUGACUUUGUCAUGGACGGCUCCCAGCCUCUGGACCCCCGCAAGACCAUCUUCGUAGGUGGGGUGCCGCGGCCCCUGCGUGCAGUGGAGCUGGCUAUGAUCAUGGACCGGCUGUACGGAGGUGUUUGCUACGCGGGCAUCGACACUGACCCAGAGCUCAAAUACCCAAAGGGAGCCGGCCGCGUGGCUUUCUCCAAUCAGCAAAGUUACAUUGCUGCCAUCAGCGCUCGCUUCGUUCAGCUGCAGCACAAUGACAUCGACAAAAGGGUGGAGGUGAAGCCGUACGUCCUGGAUGACCAGAUGUGUGAUGAGUGCCAGGGGGCACGCUGCGGGGGGAAGUUUGCCCCCUUCUUCUGUGCCAACGUCACAUGCCUGCAGUACUACUGCGAGUACUGCUGGGCCAGCAUCCACUCGCGAGCCGGCCGAGAGUUUCACAAGCCACUGGUGAAGGAGGGGGGCGACCGACCUCGACACGUGUCCUUCCGCUGGAGCUGAGGGGGGGUCACGAGUCAGCCCUGCCCCUGGUGAACCCACACUCGACCCCUAAAAACCUCCUGCACCCCUCCUACCUUACAGGCCGGGACAGUGCUGCAACACUCCCCCCCCCCACACACACACACACCCACACACACCCCCACACACAGCCCCACCUACUCCACCCUGCUCCCCACAAACACCUCAUGAAAAAAGCAAAAAGGAUACCGUCAAAUACACGGGACUUUCCUCAUACCAUACUGAACUCAUUGUCUGGUGUUCCCCUCUGAUGAAGCAUUGCGGGGAAAUGAAAUGCGAAAGUCUAUCAACAAUUUGCACUUUGGCACAAAAUCCCACUAUACACACACAGGAUGGUAUAUUAGACACCUGGCUAUUUUCAGUUCCCCAUUCUAUUCACUAAAUGGUGUGGUACGUCCUGUUGGACCCCCCCUUACUGAGACAGAGGUGGGACCAUACAAAUAUUUAAAAAGUAUAUAUUUUUUUGUUUUGUACCUAUCUAUACAUAUAUAGAUAAUUAAAAUUUUAUGUAAAAUGAGCAUGCACUUAUUUUCAAAAGCUGUAGUUAUAUUGCCCCUAGGAAAAAAUCAUUACCAAAGGCAAAUUAAUGCAUACAGAAAAGCUAAAUAGGUGGCAUAAGAUGUAGCAAGAUUUAACAACUAUCCAGUAGUGUGGGCCCUUAUUGCCCCGAGAAAAAGUAACAUGGCUAUAUUUGCUCUCAAUUUUGACUCUGAAUAUUAAUACCUCAUAUGCGCAAUCAGAUUAGUUUGCUUUCGAAUUCUAGGUCUUUAUUUUUAUAAUAACAUUAUUUUUUAGUGUUAUAUAAAUGUACUGCUGCAAUAGCUUUGCUGCUAAAUCCAUGGUAUAAACAGAUACCAUAAGUACUUUAUUGAGGCUAGGGUAUAAAAUAAUAAAUAACAGAUCUAGAGAAGCACCUGGUGUUGUAGAAUGACGAGCUAUCAUAGGGGGAGGGGGCGCCCCUAGACAAUGAUGGCUACCUUUGUGGGGGUCGGGGUGGGUUGCCCCUAACUGCAUGUUUAUUUCAAUCAGGUUGCUGCAUGUAAUAGACUUUUCAGUAUCAUGUCUACUAUUCGAUUCUGCCCAUGUUUGCACAACACACUAUAGACGUACGUUCGACUCGCACGAAACUGGACAGAAACAUGGAAGACCGGUCAAAGUAGUCAUGGCGGCGUGUCGGGGCUCGCAAGCCAUGCCACAGGGCGGCCAGAGCAGAUGGUUCCAAGACACAUCCAAGCGACAGGGGGAAAAAAAAAAACAACCUUAAUAAUCACAAAUCAAAUUAAAUGUAGGAUUACCAUUUAAAACUGUCUAUGAUAGGUGAAGUACUUUUUUGCAGUGAUUGUUGAUAUAAUUGUGCAAUUUUUUAUACCGUAUGUAGUUAGGUCUGAGUAUGCCUAGAACUGUGAUUCGCUUUAACUGUCGUUAAUGUCCGACAUAGAAGUCCUGUGAAACUUCAUAACUAGUGUAUGCACACGUAUAUAUGUUCUCUUGUACACACACUUGCACCAGUAUACACAGAAGCCUCUCGACACACACGAACACACACACAGACGGCUGUCUUUCUUACGCACACAAACAGGCCUACAAACACAGAGGCUGAUCUGAAGAGAAGACGCAACAAUGUGAGUUUAAACUGAGGACUGAGGUCUUUCUUUUAUUCUUUUUCUUUUUUUUUUUUGUCCCACCGUUGACGAACGCGCACGUUUACGUCCCAGAAUGCAACCAAAGAGCUCACGUGUUCGACUUUUAACAAGACCACCUAACAACCUGCAGAUGAGGCUCCUGCAGAGGAGCUGAAGUGCAGUUGAUUAGAUGAGGAAAGAGGGCAGUUUGGAAGAAGAAUCGGGGGUGGAGAUGGGAUAAAAAUAAAACAUUGAAGCUACUGGAGACUUGAGGUUGAGAAACUGAGCUCUGCACAUGCUCUAACUACAUGAGUGGGGUGGGUGGGAAUAACAUUGCCCCAGAAGAUGCAGAUGUGCAAGCUGGGGCUACCAUAUUUAUCCAGAUUUUUUUUUCCUGCAAAGCUUGAAGUAAUGGACCUGCUAAAAAAAUGGUGGACAUGUAUAUCUUUUAGUUUUUUUUCAAAAGGUUAUAGUGCGCAGUUCAAACAGGACUGGGGAAGGGGGAAGGUGUUUGGUAGUUGCAAUGCACAA
Molecule: messenger RNA, 4466 nt
Organism: Micropterus dolomieu (smallmouth bass)
Lineage: Eukaryota; Metazoa; Chordata; Actinopteri; Centrarchiformes; Centrarchidae
Gene: cpeb3
Product: cytoplasmic polyadenylation element binding protein 3
Exons: 12
Coding region: 271-2295 (674 amino acids)
Biological process (GO): negative regulation of cytoplasmic translation
Cellular component (GO): synapse; cytoplasm; neuron projection
Molecular function (GO): ribosome binding; mRNA regulatory element binding translation repressor activity; mRNA 3'-UTR binding
Source: RefSeq, a predicted model, not a curated record